GCCUUAAGCUAACCCAGCAGCAACACAGAGCACUCACAGUCACAGUUACAGAUAGUAAGAGGGAGAGAGAUCAGAGCGAUGGCGACGGUUGCUGCUGCCUCGUUGAGCUUCCCGGUGAUCAACAUGGAGAAGCUGGAGACGGAGCAGAGGGGCGCGGCCAUGGAGGUCAUCCGCGACGCCUGCGAGAACUGGGGCUUCUUCGAGCUGCUGAACCAUGGCAUCUCGCACGAGCUGUUGGACGAGGUAGAACGGGUGAGCAAGGCGCACUACAGGAACAUCAGGGAGGAAAAGUUCAAGGAGUUCGCGGCGAGGACGCUGGAGGCCGGCGAGAAGGGCGCCGACGUGAAGGACGUGGACUGGGAGAGCACCUUCUUCGUCCGCCACCUCCCCGCCUCCAACCUCGCCGACCUGCCCGACCUCGACGGCCACUACAGGCAAGUGAUGAAGGAAUUCGCGUCGGAGAUCGAGAAGCUGGCGGAGCGCGUCCUGGACCUGAUGUGCGAGAACCUGGGCCUGGAGAAGGGCUACCUUAAACAAGCAUUCGCGGGCUCCCAGGGCGCGCCGACGUUCGGCACCAAGGUGAGCAGCUACCCGCCGUGCCCGCGGCCAGACCUCGUCAACGGCCUCCGCGCGCACACCGACGCCGGCGGCGUGAUCCUGCUCUUCCAGGACGACCAGGUGAGCGGCCUCCAGCUGCUGAAAGACAGCGCCUGGGUGGACGUGCCGCCCAUGCGCCACGCCAUCGUCAUCAACAUCGGCGACCAGCUGGAGGUGAUCACCAACGGGCGGUACAAGAGCGUGAUGCACCGCGUGCUCACCCGCCCCGACGGCAACCGCAUGUCCAUUGCGUCCUUCUACAACCCCGGAGCCGACGCCGUCAUUUUCCCGGCGCCGGCGCUCGUCGGCGAUGGCGCCACCGAGGAGAACGAGGGCGGCGAGGAGGGCAGCGGGGCCGUGUACCCGCGGUUCGUGUUCGAGGACUACAUGAACCUCUACGUUCAACACAAGUUCGAGGCCAAGGAGCCACGCUUCGAGGCCAUGAAGUCGGCCGCCGCGCCCAUCGCCACCGCCUGAUCGGUGACCGGCCGGUGUACCAGGAUCCAGAUAAAAGUAUUUUUCAGAUGGGUGUGGUGUGUACCGUAGAUAUGCUGUGUCUAUGCAAUGUUUUCGCUCGUUGGCAUCACCCUAUGCAUGUGCGUGCAGGGGUGCUGGCGUGUGUUACCGUGUGAGGUGAAGCAAUGUAGUAACAGUGUGUAAGCAUGGCAACUACGGCUGUGCAUGUUCCUAAAUACUGAGCCGCUCGAGAUUAACUCAACGAGACCGACUAGAAAAUAAAUGAUCCAUCAGUUUGUUCCUAAA
Messenger RNA from Lolium rigidum, 1359 nucleotides. Its product is annotated as 1-aminocyclopropane-1-carboxylate oxidase 1-like. Bases 79 to 1074 code for a protein of 331 amino acids. The transcript has 3 exons. NCBI's taxonomy places the organism in Eukaryota, Viridiplantae, Streptophyta, Magnoliopsida, Poales, Poaceae. The record is from RefSeq and is a predicted model, not a curated record.